Molecule: messenger RNA, 327 nt
Organism: Necator americanus (New World hookworm)
Lineage: Eukaryota; Metazoa; Nematoda; Chromadorea; Rhabditida; Ancylostomatidae
Exons: 3
Coding region: 1-327 (108 amino acids)
Source: RefSeq, a predicted model, not a curated record
AUGGUAAAAGAGGACCUGAGGACACUCGGCGUGGACAGGCUGUUCAGGCGAGACGUAAGGUUUCGCAGAACAUGGAAUAGCAACGAAUGGAUUGAUUCUGUGCAAGCUCUCGCAGAAGAUCGAGAAGGUUGGGCAGAGCUGUGUUUGAGGACGGCACACCCCGGCGAAGAUGCGGAGAUCUGUGCGGGUUUGAUCUACGGGCGGGCCGACAGAUCCCUGAUAAAAAAAAUCGUUGUGAUUCAUAAUUGUGGUGCAUGGUGGUCUGUUGCGUUAGCAAAUCCAGCACAUGAGGCUCUGACGAACGCCGAAGCGUUAGCUGUUAGUUAA